Molecule: messenger RNA, 6375 nt
Organism: Dicrocoelium dendriticum
Lineage: Eukaryota; Metazoa; Platyhelminthes; Trematoda; Plagiorchiida; Dicrocoeliidae
Source: the annotation of a GenBank genome assembly
CUGUCCUCCGGUCCGAAUGAAGAACACACUGGCUCGGUCACGAAUGCUACAGCGAUUGCGAGUCGGUCACCAGAUUGUCCAAGUAGUCCGCAAUAUUGGAUGAACCUGAAGCCAAAUGCAACAACUGAUGCGUCUUCUUCAAAGCUAGUCGAAACUCUCCAAACAUCCAAUAUCAAAGCGCAGCCAUCUCACACGAUUCCAGGAAACGUAUUCUCUGAGAUUGAGCAGGAUUCUCAUCCUUCAGCUUAUAUACCAAAACAAAGCGGAAGGCAUUAUGACACAGGUGACGAUGGCUACAAAAAGGAUGAAAAUCAACACUUAAAAUAUGAAGAUUUAGACAGAGAUGCUGCAGCGGACUUAGACGUUGAUGAUAGAGGUUCGACAUCGGAUUCGACCGACUCCCAGAUCACUCCAAACGUUUCGGAAGUGAAGAAGCUGUUUCUAUACAAUCAAAAUAUAUCUACACCAGUUAUCACAAAGGAACCCGAAGCUUCCAGUAAUUGCUGUCCUUACGAGAAACUUCAGAAGGAUAGAGUAGUAACACAAGUGAGUAGCACAGAUUCGCAACAUUGGUUGGGCUACGGUAGUUUCAAUGCAGCAUUCAAUGAAAGCGAGUGCUUCCAGGAUCUGCACCAGUUGCCUGCGCAUGAAAGCAGACAUACGUCGUCUAGCGUGUGUUUUGGCAUGCAAUGGUCCCCGGACUCCUAUAAGGAAACAUGCGAUAUAUUCUGCCAGAGAAAAUCACUGAAAAAUGCGACGGAGUUCAUGGACACGGAUGAGUGGGAUGUAGUAGAGGAUAGAUCAAAUCCGGACAAUACUUCGGGUGCUUCGGGAGCAAUCUACCGGAUGCCAGGCAGAGAAACGAUGGGGAACGAUAUAAUAACGCGGAUGCAGUAUAUAGUACCAGGAGCAACGAACCAGACAAAAACUGGAGUGAUCGAAGGAAGCUUAUUGCAAGGAUCCUCUAGUACAUCAAGGAAUAACAACUCACGGUAUUCGGAAGAAAACUUCCCGGUGACAGAUACUUCGCAUUUGGAGCAAUUUGUUCAGUCGGUAACAGGAAUGCGUGAACUGCAAAGCGAGCCAACAGCUGUGACUUGUGGUUUCUUGGACAAUCUUAUACAACCAUCUUUAACCGAUACCUAUCAUCUCGGUAUGGGUAAUUGGAAUCAAGCCAAUGAACCUGUAAGGGCCAUGAGAAACUUAUUCGUUGAUGUAAAUAUGUACGACGGAGAAGUGGCAAGCCAGUCGGAGGUGUCUGCCAAGCCAACGUGUAGUGACGCGGCUGGGAUGGUAUGGGUACAAACAAGCUCGAGGACUCGCACAGCAUGCACCUACCUUAGUAGCAUUAUUCAAAAGGAAUCGCAUGAAAACACCAGAAAAACACGGAAUGAUUUACAAACAGAAGGAUCGGCAAAUUACUGUUCUUUCACGCAGUACGAAUCACGAGAUACAACAGAGCUGGCUGUUGAAAGUAACCAGAGCCCCAGAUGCCAGUCACCCCAUAAACUCCAAUCUCCAGCAUUAGACUCAGAUGAGAAGCUGGCGACUGAUUUGGAUGGUUACCUUAACUCCUCCACCUCAAGUCGGCAGCCGAUGACUGAGCUGGUGGACAGCCGAGUAUAUGUCGAUUCUUCACUGUCGAGCUUUACACCUUGGCCAACGGGUUCAGAACAAGAACCAGUAAAUCUUUUGCGACGCUGUCCUCAUUUUGAAAAUAUAAGCAGUCUUUGGGAGUGUUACUCAGGUGACGUUGAAAGUGCAGUGCCUAAGUCACUCAAGGUGCCAGACGCGCCGUUUGAUGCCCAAGAGGAGGAAUUCGACUAUAGUGAAGGUGUUAACGACAAACUGACGAGAACUUGGUUCCGUGAGACUUCGCAGAGAGAUCAACAACCGCAAGCGUUGAUCGAUUUGCAACAAGAAGAUGUCAUGUGGUCCAACUUAUUCAGUCCAUCUGACUCACUGGUGGAGUCUGCCAAAGAAGUCUCGUUACAGCUGAAUUUGAUGAGCGUAACUGGGGAUGAUGAAGCCGAGGCGGUGGACGCAUUCAUGCAUCGCACUUCCUCAUUGGAUCACCUGAAAAAAUUGUCGUCUGGAUUAGUUUGGCCAGGUGCGAACAUCAGUGAAGUACAGGAAACAUUUUUGCAACAAAAUCCUGACUUCUCCACAACUUUACCCAAGGAGCAGUACCAUACCGACGAUCCAGAAUCGAGAGCCGUACUGGCAGAGGAACAGUCAGCCCUUCCAGAGGUGCGGGGUCAGGAUGACCGUGAAUGUAAUAAACAUGGUUUGCACAUUCAGCAGACGUGUGCAACUAUAAACUCAAUCAUCCCUUUUGCAAACACAUCAGAGGCAAUGAUAAAUAUGAUUAGCCAAUCGAGCAUGCACCAGGAAAACACCUCGAUAGACUGCCAAACAUCCAAAGUUGGCAAUGAAUUAGGCACAAACAAGAGUGACAGCGCGGAUACGGUGGUGCGGAGUUUGACCAUAGCCCGGAACAAGGUGAGCUAUGGUGAGAUUGACCGACCAGACGAAGCGCAGAUAGACCACGUGACAUCUAGGCCUGUCCGCGACAUCCCAUUGGACAGCUAUGGUGAGGACACACGGCUUGGAAGCAAAUGCGUGGGUGAUAAUAACGCAUCUUCCCUACAGAUUGCGUUUGGGACGCUAGGCUCUGCUGUCGGAGUAACUGGCUGUCUCAGUCCGCUGUUCGAUGUUGACCAAUCGAUCGGAAGUCCGUCAGUCAGUAUCAACACUGGCGAGCAGACGGGAGCGGAAGUGGACACCCGAUCGACACAGUUUAACGAAUACGCUACUGCUUGCACAGGCCAUAAUUGGUAUGCAGCCCCAUUGCGUAUAUCGGAUCUGCGCAAUUUGAUUUAUCCAAGUGAGCAAAAGUUCCGGAACGAGCCAGAGAUUCCAUGUUUCACGAGUAAGGCAGAAACUGCUGUUGAAUUAACCGGAGGACCUAUUAAUCAUGGUGGAAUUACAACGGACGUAUCAUACAAUACUAGCCCAAAGGAGUUAUCUAUUUUGAGCACCGAUAACUUACCACUGUUCUAUUUGGAGCAGCCUCCGGUACAAUCCCGGAGACACGAGGAGUUCGAGUCCUUUGUACCUUCAGUGUGUUAUACCUGGUUAGGAACUAAGACUUCUGCUGACCCCGGAUUGUCUAUUGUGAACCCUAAAGAUCGCUCAGCCACUGCUGCGUCCUCUAUUUCCGAUCGAGGGAGAGAAAUUGCGAAGAGAGCCCUGAUUUCGAAACGACCCACCAGCCCUGAUACUCACUACAGUUUUCUCUGUCACUGGGAUAAUCCACUAACAGCUAAUUUCUCAGCGGACCCGUCGGACUUCCUCAGAGAAUCGGGAUUAUUUACUGCACAUAAAUGUUCACUGAAAGCAAUUACCUGUACGGGCUGGAGGUCUUGCUACCCACGCGUAACAGAUGAUUGCUUGUUCAGCCCAGAGGACAGCAUUUCUGACUUUGUAAUAACUGAGCAACCGAGGAAUUUUUAUAAUAGGCUUUUACAUAACAGUCUCUUAGCAACACGCACAUUUAAAAACAAUUUCUCACAACUGUUGAUUGUAGAAACCGAACCUGUUACUCUGAGUAAAGCAAAGCAUCGGCUGAACCUCCUCCAGCGAAUACAAGAAGAGGCUGUGCUCACAUUGGAAGAACACACUCCUGCGUCAACAGAUCUGCAGACGGAACUAAUGCAUUCACACGCUGACUGCGUUUUACGUCGUAGACGGCCUCGUUCUUCUUCCUAUACUUACUCCACGCAUCCCUCAACAGAUGGCUUAUUUUGCACUCGUAGACAAGAUGGAAGACGUCGCCACUCUUCCCACGCGUGGGAAACUGGUGACAAAUUUUCCGCAGUGGGACGCUUUAAAGCUGUGGAUGAUUCUUAUGCUGAUCGGCAUCUUGUGAAAGAUGAUUUUGACUUACACAGAUUUCAGAGGUCACCUAGCAUGCAUCGGCUUAGCUCACGAAUCUAUGCACGAGAUGAUGAAUGGCAUCCAGUGCACGAUCCUGUGUUUGGAACCGGCUACGGGUCAUCUUGCGGUGGCCGGUAUUCUGCCAAUGGGUUCUUCCGCUCUUCCCACAUAGAGCCGAGAGAUGUGAGAUACUUUGCUCCGAAUUCCUCUACCUGUGAUUGUCCGCGUGCCAUUCAUACAGGGAGUUAUUUGUACCCAUCAAAGUUCACAGUCCAGCCCAAGACCGUGGUGAACCGUCAGGUUAAGCGUGAGUCAGUGCGCCUACGACACAAUAUACUCGACGGGGAUAUUCCGCAUUAUACCGGAAAAUGGCAAACUGAAAGUGAUGCUUACUCCGCGGUAGCAAGUUUCUCGAGCCUGCUGAGACGGAAUUAUGAGGAGGACUUAAGAAAAGCAAAAACCUGUACGGCACAGGAUCCAUUCUCACACAGUGGUCGCAGUUUGGGAUAUCUAAAGGAGAUUUUGCAACGCGAUGGAGCUGAAUGUCACAUUUACUCUCCCAGGAUCUCCCCAGUAGCUUAUUCACUGAAGAGGCCAGCAUCUCUAAGAUCUGCUCCAGCACCUUCUGGCUAUAGAGGAGGCAUGUUAUCCAAAUCCAUAGAAUAUCUGGGUCCAAAAAAUUACUUUAAGCUUGGUGCGUUCGACACCUCAAUGCACACCUUAAGGGCUCGUUUGGCUGCUGCUCGUUCCGAAUCAUAUUUGAACAGUGCAAUGGAAGAAACCGCCGAACCCUUGAUUGAUACUUCUGAAAUAAAAUAUAGAUCGCUGGAUCGCCAUUACGGACGAGAGGAUCGGACAACAGUGCAGCUUAGAAGACAGGUGGAGAGGCAGCACCGCCAGUUGUUGGAAAACCUCUUCAAGGAAACUUCGUCUGAUUUCGGCUUGGCCCCUUGCAUGUACACAGACCCAGUUACCACUGUAAGUGCUAUCUGCGAUCAGCUUUACCAUCCCACAACUCUUGGUGCAGUAUUGGAUGAUAAAACAAUGAACUAUCCCCCACAGGCUCCUCUGAUAAGCUCCACAAUGGCACCACCAAUUUUCACUACGGCGGCGUUACAAAACAUGGCUGAUGGGUAUUCAGCCUGGACCAGCAGUGCUGCUUCCUUCACACCAGUGAAUCGACCACCUUCCGAUGUUCUCCUCAGUACACAAACGCCACCCUCAUUAGAGUAUACUAGCACUCAGUUGCAACCACAAACGCUGGUACCUCAGAGUGAAGAGCUGACAGGCCCCGUUGAUUCCAAUGCUAACCUACUGGAACUGUUACAAGAUCCGAAGUUUCUGCAAUCAGUUGCUCUAAAUCCGGAGCUAACUGCACAACUGGCAUCUCUGUGCUCUGAUUUCACUCUUACGGACGCUAACCAAGUGACGCUGGCAGCAAUGACAGGCGCCAUUACAGCCACUGCCAUAGCGAAUGCAGGGUUAAUUGAUGGAUCGGUGUGUAACUUAGAUGGCUUAUGGAACUUGGCGAACGACCCAGGUGUUAGCGAAUUCAAAGAACAAGAACCUUACCCCCAAAACGACUGGAUACAUUCAGCAACCAAAACUUCAGAACAGCCCGCUUACGCGCUUUCGAGUCUGGAUAGCGAGAGAUUAGAACAAGUGCUGCAACAACUCAGAAUGGUUCUAAAUAAGGACCUUGACUCUCAGAACGAAGCGAAUGCCGAAAUGGCUGACAGGGACGAAUCAGAUGCGAGACAUUUAGCGCAGACGAUGCGGUACAAUGGGCUUGCUCACGCUGUGGACAGCAAUAUUUCAGCCCAUCCGAGCUCUUUCCCUGCUAACACCCAGUCGGAGUGCAUCAGACCAAGUGAAGCAGUAAACAGUUGGCUCGUGACUAACUCAAAUUUCACAGAUCGCGCACAAUCCAAUGAGCGUACGGAUCUUCUGUUACCAGCGAUGGACUGGCCAACGUUUGUCACAGCGCAGCCCACACCCAGGCCCACGUGCGGCAAGCAUGAACGCGCUAAACACGUGUAUGAUUUUCCUACUAAACGGAUUUUGAUCAUGCGCGACUCAAGGGAUCGGUAUCAAAAAAAGAAUGGUAUCGGUAUGCGGAUAGUCGGUGGACAUGUCCGGUCAGACGGACGACUGGGUGCAUUUGUGGAGGAAAUUGAUCCGCGAGGCUCCGUAGAUCAACUUCACGGUGAAAUCCAAGAAGGUGACGAAAUACUUGAAUGGAAUUCUGUGUCGUUGGUCGGACGAACCUUUGAGGAAGUGCAAGCUAUCAUCAGUCAAGUGACGGAGGAGACAGAACUGCUUGUCAGAGCACGUGAAGACGAGCAACAUGGAAGUGCUGGACAGCCUUGGGACAGAUCAGUUGUAAAGCAGAGUAGACAGCAACCGAUGGGUAAGUUCCACUUGCUCUGUACGUGA